Messenger RNA from Ostrea edulis (European flat oyster), 3215 nucleotides. Its product is annotated as putative ferric-chelate reductase 1. Gene Ontology annotation, molecular function: oxidoreductase activity, acting on metal ions. The transcript has 12 exons. The coding region runs from base 612 to 1760 and encodes 382 amino acids. Lineage: Eukaryota; Metazoa; Mollusca; Bivalvia; Ostreida; Ostreidae. The record is from RefSeq and is a predicted model, not a curated record.
AUUUACAGUUACAUGGAUUUGGGUUGGAAUUUUUAAGCUUUUAAAAGUUCUGAAAAUUUUGGCACUAGAUUAUUUUUUACUGUAAAUGACUUUUAACCUACUUACAUAAAAUGUUAGUAAUAUUUUAUCUUUCACAAAAGUCUUCCCGAGUAAAAGUAAAUUAAGUUUUCAUGAAUUCGUGUAACUUACAUUCUCAUGUCCUAUUAAAAUAUUUAGAUGUUCUGCAAAAGGCUUCUCAUUUUUGAACUUGAACAAGUUUAAGUUUAGGGUGAAUUUUUUUUUCUAUUUUAAUUUUUUAGAAAAAGAAAUUCGUUCAUAAAAUAUCUACAAUCAAAAGUGUAUUAACUAUGUAGUGCACCACAGUUAUACAAUUUGUCUAUGUUUCAGUCUGGGUUAUUUGUCGAUGCAUCUGUUCUAUACAAACUAGAAUUGAUAAGGCUAUUCCAAGUUCCGUGUAUCCUUCUACCUUCAAUGGAAACGAAAAAUUUUAGAAAACCAACGGUUUCUCCCCAGAUUCAACAUGCGGGGUAUCCAAAGGCUGCUUCAAAUCGUACGAGUGUGGAUCCGGAGAUUGUACGUACCUGGUCACGUGGUACAGGAGUGGAGAUCAGAUGAAAUUUGAGUUCACCUCUACGAUUACGGGAUCCAGUAAAUAUUUGUGCCUUGGAUUUUCCGAUGACGAUGAUAUGGGUGACGACAGCACAAUUGCAUGUAAAUAUGUAUCCGGAGGUGUCUCCGUGGAAGGGGGUUAUAAUGUGGAGGAAACCUACACAAUCUUGUCUACUCCUUUGGAGAAGAUAUCUAAUGUUGUAACCUCAGCGACCGGGUCAACCUUCACUUGUACAUUUGAUAGGCAAAUCAAUUCAACUAAUACAAAAAUCUUUGACCUCAACACACAUUGGUACCUUUUCCUCGCGGAAGGAUUCAUAACUGACGGAGUAUUACAGGAGCAUUAUGCCAGAAAGCCUCCCAAAAGUGAAGAUGUUGUUGACAUGUUUGCCUUCGAGGUCAUCAUUGGAGAUCCACUGAAUGAGAAAACUGCCAAAUUACACGGGGUACUGAUGGUUCUGACGUGGAUGAUCUUCUCCAGUGUCGGAUUAGUCAUUGCUCGGUACUUCAAAUCAGAAUGGAGCGAUAAGACAAUCCUGGGACAAAAAAUCUGGUUUCAGGUUCAUCGUGCUUGUAUGGUAUUGGUGUUAUUACUAACAGUGAUCUCUUUCUUCAUCAUUAUACUUUCGGCGGAAGGAUAUAGAGAUAAUUUGGAAUCUUCUGACAAAAAACAUUUGAAUUCUCAUCCUAUCCUGGGAAUCGUGAUUUUGAUUUUGACCUGUAUCAAUCCAAUCAUGUCUUUCUUCCGCUGUUCUCCGGACGACAAUCGCCGUAAAUACUUCAACUGGGCACAUUUCAUUGUAGGCGUAUCCGCUCAUAUUUUAGCAGUGAUAAACAUAAUAUUUGGUCUACAACUGACAAAAUCCGGAGUGAAAAUUGGAGCGGUUUACGUGAUGUAUGUGUAUAUAGCUGUCUACGUUCUCUUCGAGGUUUUCUUUGAAAUCCUGAAAAUGAGUGAACGAAGUCAAGUUCAAGAUAAUAAAUACGACAUGAACAUGAAAAGGUUGGAAGACACCAACUCACAAGACAACCCGGAUAGGAAUCAAAAGUUUACUCGAAUGAGGCGUAUUCUACUAAUUGCUCAUUUGAUUUCCCUCGGAAUCCUAUCUUUGACGGUUAUAGUGUACAUACUACUGGACAUAGGAAAGUGAGGAGGACAUCAAAAGAUACUUGAUGGUGUACCAAGAUUGUGCAGGGAGACUAGGGUAAUAGAGAGUCUUCGGAAGACAUACACAAGUCUAGAAAAUAGUUCAUCAAUCUAUAUAGGAACAUAUUUUUAUGCGGAGCAUUGGAAAAUGUCCGCGUGCAUUAUCUGUGAUAGAAUUAGAUGAUCAGACUUCCGUUUAUAAUCCCUGAAGCCACCUUGUGGACAACUGAAAUCAUGUGUUGGUAAUUUUGAAUUCUAAGUGAUCACAAUUUACUCCUAAUAGAAACGAUAUAAGACUCAACCAAACCUAAAUGUUCGCUGAUCACAUUAUAAACAAUGCAUUGAAUUGAAUUGAAACAUUGAAUUCUAAGUGAUCACAAUUUAUUCUAAGGGAAACGAUAUAGGACUCAACCAAACCUAACUGUUCGCUGAUCACAUAAUAAACAAUGCAUAAUAUGUCCGAGUGGUAAUUUGUAGCGUGAUACCUCAACAAGCUAUGCAUGAUGGGAUUAUGUUAAAUCUUUACUUUUGUACCAAUGUUAAGAUAUCUCCAUCCUCAUGUGACUCGUCAAUAUCAAUGGUUCAAAGUAAACACAUUAUGUGAAUUUCCACUAAAAAUAAUUUGAUUUAAUCGAUAACCAUAGACAACUGUGUCUUGUUAUUGUCUUGAAGGUGUCAGGCAUACAUAAACAGAAAAAUAUAUCUCAAAAUCAGGAAAUUGAACAUUUUCAUAAAACAGCUUAAUAAAAGUACAGAGAAACUGGUUAAGAUGACAAAAUUUAAUGUCAACUAUUUGAGAAAAAAACUGCUACUUUUUAAAUAUACAAAUUAAUUGUUGGUAUCAGAUUGAUACUGACAUACAAUAGAGAACAUUCCAGCAUUCUGUAUGCUCUGUUUUGUGGUGGGUAAUAUAUUUUGAUUUAUAUUUGCAAUAUUCACCCAAAUAAAAAUCGCUAAAUGUUAGUACAUCAAUAUACAUAUACAUCGAAUAUAUAAGACUGAAAACGAGUUCAUUAAAACUUUAUCCACCAAAAUGAAUAGUAAACCUUGUAGAUCCAAAUACGACAAAUUUUGUUCCGCCAAAUAACCGGCUAUAAAUAGGACUUAUUGUCAGUAUGUUUAAGCAUGGAUAAUCGAUUAUUCAUAAAAAUGUAGUUUUUCAGUAACAUAUAGUUUACCAAACUUUUAAUUAUAUCUAUUAGAUAAAUUUACUCAAAAAUGUAUUUCAAUCAUGCAUAAGUUUAAUUAAAAAGUGAUUUUGCAAAAUCCAUUGACGACACAUCAGAAUGAAGAUGUCUUAAUUAAAGUUUUACGAUAUAUACAUAGAUCUGCAAUACAUGUACUUAUGUCGCUGUUGUUUUUUGUUUUUUUUACGUGUUUAAUGUUUUACAACAGAUACGCAUAAUGAUGUCAAUUUGAUUUUUUGAAUACAAAAUACAAAACAAUUACCAAAAACGUA